AUGAGAGGCGCUUUGCUGGUUUUCAAUAUUCUAUUCGUAAUCGUUGGCAUUACACUCAUUGGUCUUGGAGUUUAUAUCAAAGUCGAUGACAAUUUUGCAUCGGUUCUAAGUAAAAUUGCUGACAAUAGCGACUUUAGUGGUCAAGCUCUCGGCUUUCUCGCGUUUGUUAUGAUCGGUGGAGGCGUUGUUACUUUACUGAUCGCACUUUUCGGUUGCAUGGGCGCGUUGUGGAACAAUCGAUGUUUCUUGUACAUCUAUGCUUUCGUUCUUGGUCUCUUGAUGAUCUUGGAAUUAGUUGCCUUCAUUAUGGCUUUCGUGUACAAAGGUCAACUCACCGAUGUCUACAAAGAUACCUUAUUCAAAGUCUUUGACAAAGCUUUGACCGAAAAUCAAACGAGUGUGAUACACGCGUUUCAAGAAUUGGAGAAUAAAAUGAAAUGCUGUGGUAUUCAUAACAUCUCAGACUACGGCAAACCUCCAAAAGUUACACUUUCUGAACGAUGUUUAGCCGCACCGGAGUCAGAAGGUUGCUCAGAUGCCAUCAUCGGUUUUCUCAAUAAGCAUUUACCGAUCAUCGGAGGUUCACUCGGAGGUGUUUUAUUGCUUGAACUUUGUGGUUUAAUCGGCGCUAUUGCUUUGGCUGUGGCACUCAAACACGCACCGGACGAUACACUGGUUUACAAAGGAGGCAAAUAUAGAUAA
This is a messenger RNA of Adineta ricciae, 702 nucleotides long. The record is from the annotation of a GenBank genome assembly. Lineage: Eukaryota; Metazoa; Rotifera; Eurotatoria; Adinetida; Adinetidae.